GCUGAUUGGAGGGCAGGUGAGGGGAGGUAUUGGCUUUCCCCCUGUACCCGGAAGUCACUGUCAGUCGCUGAGCUGCUCUCGGGCUGUUGGUGUAAAGGAGAAAGGAUGGUGACAGAGGGAGAGCCGGGAAGCCUGGUAAAGGUGGUCUAUCUUCUAGUGCUUUCGGCAUCAUGGGGUAUGCAGUUCUGGACAACUUUUGUAGCAGGGUUUGUGUUGAUCAGAGGGGUGACCCGGCACACAUUUGGGCUGGUACAGAGUAAGCUGUUCCCAUUUUAUAACCACAUGGUCAUGGGGUUUUCCUUUCUGAAUCUGUGUGUGUACGCCAUGUACCAUCCCCGGGAACUGCUGUCACCCAGCGAGAGUGUUCAGAUCGCCCUCUUCUUCAUAUCACUGAUCGUGUCGGCACUACACGCCCGCUGGUUUUCACCCUCCACCUCCAAGAUCAUGUUCAAGAUGCAUGCCAUUGAGCGGGAGCACGGCCUGGGUCAGGGGAUAGGGUUGAGCGCCAAUAGAGAAGGCUACAAGCUCCUGCAGGAGAAGGAUCCCAAAUACCAGGCCCUGCGGAAAUCUUUCCUGCGCUACCAUGGCAUUUCCUCUCUCUGUAAUCUGGUGUGCUUAUUGUGUAAUGGAGCCAAUCUUGUGUUCACUGCCCUCCUGAUGCCCACUUUGUAGGGCAUCCCUGGAGGGGUGUCUGCAUUUUACAGGAAAGGGUCAUUCCACUCAUGACAAAUAUUUUCUUUAUGGGUAGAUGAUGCUGGUUGGAUCACACAUGGAUAAAAUGAGGACGAGUUAGUACCUCUGUCAAUUUUU
Molecule: messenger RNA, 810 nt
Organism: Rana temporaria (common frog)
Lineage: Eukaryota; Metazoa; Chordata; Amphibia; Anura; Ranidae
Gene: TMEM205
Product: transmembrane protein 205
Exons: 4
Coding region: 106-672 (188 amino acids)
Source: RefSeq, a predicted model, not a curated record